AUGGGUUGUUUCCUUGGGUGCUUUGGUGGUGCAAAGGAUUCUCAACGCCGCAAACAGAGGGUUAAACGGGGCAGCCCUAGAAACCAAAGAGACAGGGGUCGGAAUGUUCAGCAACUGCAGGGUGUAAUAUAUGCAGAACAGAGCACUACGGAAAUUCCCCAUAAGGAAAUACCCGCCACUAACUCGGUUUCAGAGUUGCGAGAUAAGCCUGAGGAAGAGGAGCAAUUGAUCCCGAGCCCAAGAAAAAGAGUUACAUUUGAUACAAAAGUCACAACAUUCACCCAUGUUUCCAUCUAUGAAAGCACUGAUUCUCUACUAGAGAACAAUAGAUCCGUUGAGAAAGAGGGGGAGGAAUAUUUAGAAAGGGCUCGACCACCCCAAUCGCAUUUACUCUCUGAAAAUGACAGUUCUGUGGCAUCCAGCGUGGGAUUGUAUCCUCCGAAUCAUAGGUACCAUAAUGUUGUGGAUGGUAACAAUGAAACCGAGGAGUAUGGUGACAGUGACUUGGAUAAUAUAUACGAGAUGGACGAUCAAGAUGAUCCUGAUUACUAUAAUGAAGAUGACGGAAUUGGUUGCCAAGAAGUAUGGUCAGAGUCAGUUUUAACUGCAUCUAUGGAGUCAAGGACAGAAGAUCUUUCAGCUCGAGUUAUCAACGAGGAAGUAGAGAGUCCUUUGAUAAGGGUUGGACAGCCCGAGAGGAAAGUGGAGGUGUCUGGACCAAAAACAAAUUCAAGAGAUAGAAGUGACUAUGUCAAUUCCGUGUUGAACCCUGUUGAGAACACUACUCAGUGGAAAGCUGUGAAAUCGAAAGGGAUGCAGCCUUUGAAUCCACAAAAGGAGAACUUGAUUGAUGACCUCGAAGCACCCCACAUUUCUUUCAGUAGUUUAGAACCGACUUUUAAGCAAUCUUCACAUAGUUUGAAGCCAAAAUUGGAUCAGUCGAAGAAUGCAAACAAAGAGAUAGCCGUUGAUUCUAGUCUUUCGAGCUGGUUGGUUUCGCCUGAUAUCACUCCUGCAAAGAAGAAUAGUUAUAGUGAUCUUGAGACCACUACGCCUGAAAAGAACAUGCCACUAGGGUCGACUUCACCGAGGAGCUAUGAUGAUCGACCAAUUCUAGGUGCAUUGACAGUCGAGGAGCUGAAACAGAUGUCGGCAUCUUCCUCCCCGAGGAAAUCUCCUGGUCGAAACCCUGAUGAGAUGCCUAUUAUAGGUACAGUCGGGACCUACUGGAAUAAUUCGGGUUCAGCUAACCAUUCUGACUCGGUCUCUUCUUACAAAGGCAUACCGAAUACAACCAGCAAGUACAGAGAGGACAAGAGAGUGAAUUGGCAUUCAACUCCAUUCGAGGUGAGAUUGGAGAAAGCUCUCGACCGAGGUGCUGCAGAAGCCUAA
Fraxinus pennsylvanica is the source of this 1392-nucleotide messenger RNA. Lineage: Eukaryota; Viridiplantae; Streptophyta; Magnoliopsida; Lamiales; Oleaceae. The record is from the annotation of a GenBank genome assembly.